AUGUCUGAUUGUGUGGGACAGGUAAAAAUUUAGUUUGGACAUGUAAACCUUUAACAUCAGUUGUCCAUGGGACAAGCACAUUUUUGAUCAGAAAAAAUACAGAAACAGUUGAAAAUUAAUUGACUUCAUAUUGCAACCAAAUUUAAUAUAGUGCUUGUCCGAAGGACAAGUGGAUAAGAGAGUUCUUCUCUUGCUCUGAAAAGCCCCUCCCCCACCCCCAAGAUAUUAGCCCCCUCUAGCUUAAAUUGAAAUGAAUUUGAUUUUUUACAAUGUUUUGGAGCUUAAAAACCCCUCCUAAAACCCCUUAUGAGGUUGUUUGGAUAAGGCUUUUAGCAGAAAUCAAAGUUUAUGGUAAAAGAAAAUUGAUUCAAUGUUAAUGUUAAGAUUAAAAUAAUUUUAAACUACGUAGUAAAAGUUAAAAAUGCACAAAAAAUAAACACUUCAGAGGGGAGGAAGGCAGUGAGGAACACAAAAAUAUUAUGUAUUACCAGCAUAUUUGACAGACUGACAUACUGAGAAUUCACUCCAAUUUUAAUGGCCAAUAAGCUUCCAGAACUUUACAAGGCACCCAAAGUUUUAAUGGCAAACUUUGUCCACUUUUUGUUAAAAUCAUUGCAUUACUACUUUAAUACACCAUAGCCACCAAAAGCAGCAGCCAAGGGAAAAAAGAGUGCCAAGCUAACAAAAGCUGAGAAGGAAAAGUUAAAAAAGGAAGAAGCAGAGAGAAAGGCAAAGGAGGAAGGUGAUUGUUAAUACUGGUGGUAGUUUUAGUUUUAAGUGCUGAAAUCUUUAUAGUAAAGACUAUACUGACUAAGGCAUUAAUUUUGUACCAAAAUUGGGUUGGCCCUGACCUGUAGGACUACAAAAGAGUUGGUCUAUUUGUGUGCCCUGAAAUUCACUAGAAAGGUUAAUAAUAAUAAUAAUAAUAAUAAUAAUAAUAAUAAUAAUAAUGCCCAGUGGGGUAGAUCAUCUUGGAAUUACAUUGUCAAUUACAGACAGGCUACAUUGUCGACUAAAGACUACUCUUAAGACUUGCAAGUAAUGGCCGUCUGUAAGCAAAUUGUAAAACAGCUGAGAGAUGUUGCAAUUGGGGUAUAACUUAACAAAAUGUCAACACUUCAUACUGACAGUUUCCUAUUUAGUUAUACAAAUUAUGUGGGAUAGUAGUUACAUGCCUCUUUAGACUUGUUUUUUUAUGUAGAGUUGUUAUUGAGCCAGUAAGAGUUGUCUCUUCCUUUCAGAGGAGGCAAGGCUCCAAGCUGAACAAGAACAGAGAGAACGAGAAGAGCGAGAAAGACAAGAGAGAGAGGAAAGAGAGCGACUUAGGCAACAGGUAUUUCCAAGAAUAUUUGAACUCUCCUUACAGUUAUACUAGUAAUGCACUGUAUAUAUUGUUCCUUCUUCUUGUUUGGAUUGCCUUACUUGCAGCAUACUCAUAUGUGGUAACAAUCUUAAGUAAUAGACCCCUUAAGCAUAUGGGACCUCUCUCAUUUCCCCAUGUAGAUCAUGUGGUAACUAAUUAAGGAACCAUUUCUUUCCAAUUUUAUCUCAUUCACGUUCAUGCAAAUGUACGUGUAUAUAAAUAAAGGGACCUACAUUCCUGGGACAACAAGACAUGCCAGCUAAAGUAGAAAAAAGUGUUGGCAAAAGUCCAUAGUUUCUAGCUACAACUGGGAUCUUGUUUGUGCCUUUUAUGCCCAGAACCUUCAUAUGACAGGAUGUGUACUCUCCUAGUAUUCUUUUUUAGAUUACGCCAAGUCAAAUUGCUUAGAUUUAAUGGUCACUUGAUCUGCCUCAAGGUUUAGUGUCAGGUUUAUAUGUGGCUGUACCGUACUCCAGGGUAUUGUCAAGUUACUCUGUCGCCUUUCCUUUUAUAUUUUGACUUGAAUUAAUUUGUCUUAGGAGAGUGCCAGACAUCAGGCUGAAGUGGAUGAACUCAAAGAAAAGAUUGAAUAUAACUCUGAACAACUUAAAACUUUACUGCAAAAUGAGCGAUCAAAAGCGAAGGUUGGUGUAGUAAGUUAUUAGUGCUUGCAUGCUUAUGAGUGCUUUGAGACAUGACUAGGACAAUCUAUCAGGCUCAUGUAUGCUGUCAUCAUACAUUAACCUGUGGCAAGUGAAGUUGUUACCUUCUACAGACUAAUUUUCUAGCUCCUCAAAGUUUAGUUAGGACUUAUAAAAGCAAGCCUUUUUCCUUUAGUCAGACUGAUUUUAAAUUAAUUUUGUGUUUCAUUAAGUGUUUUCAUUUUUGGACUCACUAGUACUUUUUUCUGCGCAGUUGAUUUUAAAACUGCUGACUGCUGGAGCAUUUGAAAUAAAAUAAUAAAUUAAAAUAAACAUUGGGUUAAAUGUCCCACUUAAUACAGGGUGAAAAGAAAACACAAAAGAUUGCUUACCCUUUGGAAAAGCUUAGAGCAGUUACACAGGUCUACGAACCUGCUUUUUCACUAACACUUACUUCUUCUCAGGAAAUGUUUCUUGUCUGUCAGACCACUCAUACGUAAAACACGCUUAAGCCCUGCAAGUUGCUUCACUGCUGACUAUCCACAGGCUUUUGAACAGGACUUUUGGACAGUACUUUUCUUUCGUUUAUAACGUUUGUUAAAUUUACAGAUUACAAGGUGUCCCGUGACAACUUCUUUUCUUUGAUGUUAUACUGUGCUUCAUAAUGAAGUGCACAGGUUACAAGUUAGGACGUUUAGAAGAAGUUAAAAGAUUAUGAGAAAAAAAAAUGCCAUGCCAUUAUUUAAUAAAUAAGACUUGUAAAUAGAGACUUAAAGUAAGGAGAAUUUGUACAUUGAGGUUGUCAACAGUACUGAUAGACACUUAUUUCUAAAAUUUUAUUUCUGUCAAAUGUAUGGACUAAAGUUGAUGAUAUCCUCUAUUGUAGUGGGAGAGAUAUAUGCUGUGUGAUGGCAGUCCUGAUCCCCUUAAUACUUUUGAGCUGAACACUUACAUGAAUCUUUGGCGAGAUGACAAAGAAUACAAACCAUUAAGUAAGGUGCUCAAAGAAGCUGAAGAGACAUUGAAGGUAGUCCAUCAAAAUAUUUUACUUGUUUAUCCGGCUCAAGUGAGCAUAUUUUAAAGACCUUUGUAAACAGCUAUUUAGUAUAUAACUGACAAUAGUUUAAGCAAUAGACCACACUUUCAAUGGGUUUACCAGCGUGAUAGCCCAUGCGGGAUGUUGGGUGAGCACAAGAAAAGCUUGUAAAUCACAAGCUGAAAGCGACUCAUUUACGAGCUUUUCGAGUGUUCUCCCAACAUCCUAAGUGUGUUAUCACGCCGGUAAACCCAUAGAAAGCGUGGUCUAUUGGUUUUAUGAAAUAACUUUAAGUUUUCUACGAGUUUACCGGCACAAUAAACCAUAGGUUUUUAACCAAUCAGAGCAUGCGUACUAUCUUAGUUAUUUUAUAAAUUAUGAGAUAUAGAUGUUACAGGUUAACUGUAAUUAUAUUCAGGUUAAAAUUUUUUAACAAUUUUAUUUCCUUUGUCUCAUAGCCCUAGUUCAUGAAUAAUUAGGAAAGGAAAUUGAGAAUCAACCUAGGUUAAAAAAUUUUAACCUGAAUUUAAUUUUGACAUGUAACACAGACACAAUAAAUCUUCAGGACUUUGUUAUAGACACUCAUUAGCCUUUUGUGUGUCAUUUCUUUGGUACUUAGUUACACUGUAUUUGUAAUGAUAGAAUAAUCAAUCUUAAUUUUAAGGAAAUAAAAGCAUGACUUCCAAAGAGUAUAAUUUAAAAACUCUAUUUUUGAUAGUUUAUUAAAGUGCCUCUACAACUCGGUACAGAGAAAGUGAUUAGAUGUAUUUUUUAAAAUUAUUUUGAAAUUAAUCUUUUAGAUCUUAGAUUAAGACCUUUUGUUGUUAGCUCCGUAUUUUAUUUGAAUUUUCACUGUAAUUUUAAUAGUUAGUUUAUACGACCCCACAAAAUUUUUAGCUUGAAAUUACAUUGUGUCAAAAUGAAAUUUUUGUUUUAUGUUUGUUAUGAUUAUGUACUGAAGGGUAACUGUCUAUUCCAAAUGCUGUAAUAUUGUUUGUUCUCUAGAGCUGACUCCAUAAAUUAUUAUCAUUAAUCACUUUAUUUUGCAACAGCUCAUCACAGAAAUGAAGAAUUUGAUAUUCAGUUCAGAGGAGGAAGGCUUUACAGAAGAUGACACACAACAGCUUAAACAGGUAACUCCUGACACAAUGAUUUCAUUAAACAUACAGUGUAUACUGUUUGUAGAAUUAAUAUAUGUUGUGGUUCAGUUUAACCCAUUCGCCCCUGAACCGCCCGUAACCGCCCGUGCAGAUCCACGUCCUUUCUACCCUUUGUGACGUCAUCAGUUUUAACGGUCAAGGACAACUUUGUCUGCUAACUUGUGCAGAGUGAAGAGAUCUCUCAAUCCAUACCAGAAUGAGCAUAAUUCAGUCAAGGACACUGGAGAAAGAGGCAAAAAACCAUGUAACAUUGACCUGAAAAUCUCCAAGGAAAUCUUGUUCCAUUGCUCACCUACCUUUCCUUUUACCUAAUCCUAAGAUCCUAAAAGGUUUCCGAAAAACUAUUCCCACCAAAAUGAAGCCAACUAAAUGCCCAGCAAGAGAAAAAAAAAUGAGGCAAGAAAGCGAAAAAAGAAGGGAGGAGAGAAAGCGAAAAGUAAAAGUCAAGACUGCUGUGUCACUUUUAAACCCAAAAACUAUCUCGAAAUUUUGCUUUCUGUGCAUGCCCGAACUUCGCAAGCUGAUAUUUUGCAUCUGGAUCAGAAGGCUGUGAAGUGUACGACCUGUAAACCGGUUUGUGGUAAGUUUUAGCUCUUUAUAGCACGACAGUGACCAGAAAACCACUCGACUAGCUUCAAAACACUUUUUUCGGCAAAAUUUCCAGGAGUGAAUGGGUUAAUCUUUGCUUUAAAUUUUAUUUUCCUAGGUUUCAAAGUAAACUCAUCAUCAUUCAUUGCCAUGCAUAGCAAUAAACAAAGGAACUGAAACAAAAUUGAACCAUAAUAUUAUAUAUGUUGUGGUUCAAUUUUUUCCUUGGUUUAAAUUUUAUUUUCCUUUGUUUUGGGGUAUGAUAUAAGUGUAUUAUAAUGAAACAAAGGAAAAUAAAAUUUAAACCAAGGAAAAAAGUGAACUACAACAUAUACAUGAUUGCAUAUUAUUUUUAAGUAAAUUCUUGUUAGUUCAAUGGCUAUGCAUUAAUCAACAUUAUCUAUUUUUGUAGCUAAUUUUUAACUGAAUUGGGUUUACUAGACCUUACCUUUUUUCUUUUACAGUCAAUUUUUCAGCUUGAACAGUUGAUAAGUUAUAAACUGGAUGAGGCUACCAUGAAUCUGCUACAGGUAAGACUGUUUAACGUUGCCCCGGACAAAUUAGUAGAGAGCUUAAGCAACAGCGAUGGCAACGGCAACGAGAACUGCAAAAAAGCAAUAGGUUUAAAUUUAUUUAGCAAAACAAAAACUUUGCAUGUGCAUCACCCUUUUUUGUACAUUUCUGCCCAACUACAACAUGAAAGUGCCUAAUUUCACGUUUUGGAGAAGACAUGAACACAUGACAACAACUUUUUUAGAAGUCAACUCCAGAACAAAUCAUCAGCAUUUAAUGAAUUGAACAAGAUGGAAUAAAGGCAGUAAUGUUUGAUCAGCGCAAAUUCUGCCAUUGCUAAUGUGUAGGAGGAGCAUUCGCCACCAUCUUAACUCCAUUAAAGAGAAAGAGCGUCACUUGAAAAUAAAAAAGACCUUUGCAAUUGCCUAUAGUGGUAGAUUAUGAUUUUACAUAUCUUGUACAGUAGAAAUCUUUCAAGCUCAGUUAAAUUCUUUUUUCACAAACCAUUCAACUUGAAUACAUGUGUGAAACCCUGUGUAAUAACAACCAGCCUGUAAUAGUCCAUUAACACACUUACUUACCCACUGCCUGUAAUGCCCGCUGGCAUAAAGCGCAGCAACAAAGGUCCUCCACUCCUGUUCACUGUUUAUCUGUCUGUUCUUGGCCAGGUUCUGGAUGGUACUCCAGGCGUGGUGGGGGGUCUUCAUCUCUCCUUCUACCAUUCGUCACCAGGUGUUCUUCGGUGCCUCAACCUCUUGCGCUUGCUUGAUGGUGUCCAGAGACACACACUAAAUCAUUUUGGUGUCCAAACACUCACUAAAUUAUUUUGAAAACCAUCUUGUUAAUACGACUAGAUUUCCAUGACCCUUGGGUGAUUUCUCAACAUCUUGUUUAAUUUGACAUUGUUAUAGAAUGCUUCUGAUGAUGUGGAUCCUGAUACACAAAAUUUGCAGUUCACAAGCACUUCUCAAAAUAUGACAGUUUGUGUUUGGGGAAACGUAGCCAAGAAUCCUAGGUAUCGUCAUUUAAUAUGUUUUUGAAUGCUCUUUUUAAAAUAAUUUAUUUGGAAGGUAUUAAAGUUUUGCAGUAGCAUCCAAUAUUGUUGGACUGAACCACAAGCUCCUGAGUAGUUAAGAAGUAUGUGGGUUUGUGUCCGGUUCUUUGUUUCAGUAUUAGUAUUGUUUUGUCGUCACUACACAAUUGACAUUUCUGAAACAUUUCAGGUGUUCAAAGAUUUCAGAAGUUACACAUUGUAAACUUCCUUCUGAGCAUGUGUUAAUCACUUGGCUCCUAAAUUGGAUCAUAUGAAUGUUCACUAUUUUUGCAGGGUCAAAUCCUUCUCAUUUGAAAAGAUGGGACUCUCAAUGGAAAUCCCCAAAGUUCUUGCUGUUGGAAAUGUGGCUGUUCGUAUCAUGUACACCAAGUAUGACCACCUGUCUCCCUUGUCCAAGUCAUUUUACCCUAAGCUCAAAGUGAAACCUCCAGAAGUGGUGGUAGAAGAAGCAGAACCAGUGGAAGAGACAGCUGUUGAUGGGGUAAAUAUUUCCACAUAUAACUACUGACAAAAGUUAGUCAUGCACUAUGCCAUCCACCUACUUCGUGUUUUGGCUGGCUAUACUUUUCCUCCAGGGCUCAGCUGUACUAAGACUGAUUAGCGCUAACCCGAGGUUAAAUUUUAAUCUGCAUUCAAGGCUCGAAAUAAUUUGCGGAGAGCCUUCAGACACGAUGACCGGCCAAUUUCAUUUUAGCUCGGUCACUUAUCGUUUCUGGCCGGUCAAAUUUUAACUCUUAAAACAAGGGCCCAUGAACCAAAAAUGGCUUUAUAUAUUCCAAAAAACAGCUAUGGGUUCAGAUAUUUCGCGGGUUCGCGUGGCCGCGAAAUUUGUUGGAAAUCCUAUCUAAUACAUGUCGAUACAACAUAAUUGAAAGUUAUCUUGGCUAUUGGGGCUGUUAAUUGCCGUCACGUUCAUCCCCACGACGAGCGAACAACGUUUCAAAACUACCAGGCAUAAGUUAUGUUGGGAACAACUGGGCACUAGUCAUGAUGUUUUAAAAAGCUUUGCCAGCAGCUCAUUUCUCGAGCGCUUUGUAGUUAAAAUAGCAAGUGAUUAUCUCUGUUAAAAAACUUUAAACACGCUCGUCAAAUCAGCGCAAAAUCGAUCGAUUUGUAGUGAAAUUUGUCCAGAAAAUUCCACGAAAUCGGCCGCUUUUACCUAUUGUUUUUUGGCGAAGUUAGUCUCGAAAAUUUCCACGAAAUUCCCGCGAUAUCACCCGAUUUUUUCGCGAAUCUCUCGAAAAAUCCCGCGAAACUUGACUUUUUUUCUCCGCAACCAAUCAGACGCCCUGUGUUGCUUAACUCAUAAAAGUGAAAAUAUUCUUAAUUUUGUGACCGAAAGCAUGUGAACCCCAAUGUCUGUUUCAAUGCGCGAAUUGUAAACAAUGUUUCUAGUUGUAUUUCACCCAGGAUUUCAGAUCAAUGUUUCGCAAUGCACAGCGACUCGCUACAUACUUAUAACAAUUGAAACAACUGAUUUCAUUUUCAAUACGAUUGAUUGUGACCAGUCAACAUGACCGGCAAGACGAAAAGUUGACUGGUCAACUUCCCAAUCAGUCCGGUCAUUGUCCGUUGACCGGCCGUUAUUUCGAGCCCUGGCAUUUCUUUUUCUUAAUUUGUUUGAAAGCAUUUUCUUUGAUGAUUUUCUCUAUCUUCUUUAGAGCAUCCUGUAUAGUCCCACUGUAGACAUAAGGAAUUAAGCUGAAUUUUCCUUAAUUUUAAUCUUUCACAUCUGAAUUCAAAUGUUGCACCGACCCUGGGUUAUCUUAAUUCAGCUUUGAAACACCCGGCCCAGGUGACCAGCAAAAAUAACCACCAACAUCAUAUCUUUAGACCCCCAAGCAGCUAUUCUGCUGGGUCAUUCCUCUGACUAUUAGUCAAAAUCAGCUACCCAUUUCAGCAAUAUAAUAAUGCCAGCAACUUAAAACUUUCUCACAACCCCUGGCAAAUUGUUUCCUCAAGUUGUGUGAUGUAAAACUCCUUAGUAACUGACUUAUCUCCCACCCUCUUAAGAAAAAACAAAGAACCAAAGGAAAUAUCUGUAAAAACACCUUGAAUUGGAGCAAGUAGGUCCUCUAAGACAGCAGUAGUUUUAAUUCCUUAAACUCAAAUAAGUUUACAAAAAAUAGAUUGUCUUUAUACAAUCUCCGAUUGUUUAUAUCAUGAUUGUCUGUUUAGUGUACACACUGCCAAAACUCUUUCUAACCUAAUGUGGCCAAUUAAAUAAAAGCAUGGGGUUUGUUUGGGGUCAUUAGUUUUAAGUCAUUAAUUUAUUGAUAGCUUUUGGAUGUUUUUGUUGUUGUUUGGUUCUGUAGACUGGUGAAGGUAACGAAGGAGAAGACAAGGAAGGUGCUGAAGAUGCCCUGCCCCCCAAGUCUGCCUCACAAGCUAGUAGAGCAAGCAAAACUAGUAGAAAGAAGGUGAUUGCAAAGUAACGUUAUUCACAUCUGUGGUUAUUUUAAUUUCAUUCCGCAAAAACCAUGCAUUUUUUGUGUUUAGUAAAUUUUUUUAUCUCAGGUAAUUUUUAUUCUUCCUUUGUUUUAACCUCAUUAGCAUACAUUACCCAGGGCUUAAAAAAAGUCCCAUCCAGUCGUCCAGGACAAACAGAUUUUCUUCAAAGGCAAAUAAUUUUUAAAUUCACUCACCCAAUGAGCAAGGGUCUAAGCAAGUCAUCUUCUAACUAAAUCAUUAACUAUAAAAACAAGCAAGAAGUGGCCCUACAGGCAAGCAGAAUGUGAGAGCUGCUUGCGUGAAGGACAAGCUGGAAUUCAAUUUUUUUUCAAGUCUUGAUUACCAUACCCAAAACAAAAGAAAAGCCAACAUUACCUGAGUUAAAAAAUUAACUACUUUACAUUCGCUCAUUAUAAAUUUUGAGCGAAUGUAGAGUACAGAAUCAAACUCGAUUAACACUAACUUCUAACAGUUACUAUAAUGAUUUGUAAGUUGAAAUGUAUAUUACAGCCAUUUGUUUAGUCUGUGAAAUACAUAGUCACUUUAUUUUUUGUAUAAUUUAUAUUAAGCAUAGUGCACUGUUUUGUUGUCUGAUUUAGUACGCAGUGUUCAAUAGUGACUUCACAGUUUUAGUAUCUUUAAAAGACCAGGCCCGUGUUGCUCAAAGCAUGGUUAGUGCUAACCAGGCUUCGAGCAACCGGCCCCUGCUUGAAUUCUAAAUUUGUUAAACCCAGAACUUAUAAGUCUAAAACAAAAGUGAUUCAAAAUUUGGAGUAGUAUAAAUAGUUUAAAAGCAGAUUAAGUAACUGCAAUUAAACCAGAUCAUUAUACAUAACUUUAAAAUGUGCUGAAUUUAAAUAGAAGAUAUUACACGGUGGCGCGAAGAUAUGAAUUUUAUUUUCAAGUGGCAAAACAAUAUUUUACGAACAAGCGCAGCGAGUGAGUAAAAUGUUGUUUUUGCCACGAGAAAAUAAUAUUCAUAUCUUCAAGCGCCGUGUAAUUUUUUUUUUUAUUAUAUAGACAAAAUGCCAUUGAUAUUAAUAAUAGAGAAAAAUUACCAAAAUUACGUCAUCAAUAAUCUCACAUGUGAGAUUAUGGAAAAUAAACCUAUUCGGGUCCCGGAUGUAGCUUUUAUGAAUUUUACAAGUGGUAUAUUUUCCAGUAAAACACACGUGUCUAUAUAAUAAAUAUUGGUAUUAAUUAUUAUUUAAUAUUCAUUUUUGGUUAUCAUUUUUUUUUUCUUUUUACAGAGUGGAAGAGCCAGCAGUGGCAAGAGCACUCGGAGCCGUAAAGCCAGUGCCAAGAGUGUUAGAAGCCAGGCUAGUGAUCGUGAGACUCCGCAAAAUAAAGAAGGGGAGAAUAAGGAAGCGGAGCAAGAAGGUAGGGUGUGUAAGUGACAGAAUAUAAUUUUGCAGAAGCAAAGUCACUGUACUAGGAAUAGAUAACAACUGUUACCUAUAAGGGAGCCGAGAAAUUUUGGAGAUUUGUUGUCUCUAUAUUGUCAUUUCCCAAGGCUGGGUACUGCGAUUAGGCAGUGGAGAGAGAGAGAGAGCCAGUUUCACCCCACAAACUAUCAGGAAAUAGGAAAGAAAAAACCUCUUGCACCCAGGGUAACAUAUCAUAAUUUAUUAUAUAAUUACCAAUGAAAUAUCAGGUGAGCUUUUGCACGAAAAUAUGAUAUCUUCACAUGUGAAAAUAACAUGUUAUCUUCACACGUGAAAAUAUCACCGUUGCUAUGGCAACAUGAUAAAUCCCAUCCUUCACAGCCAAAAAAAAAAUUAAAUGGUUUGGUACGUCAUUGAUGUUUAUGUAAUAAAUAGAACAUUACAAGGCAGCUUGGAGAUACAAAAUUUCUCUUCUCGAGUGGAAAAAAUGUUUCACUCGUUUGCUACGCUCACUUGUGAAAUAUUUUUUGACACUGGAAGAGAAAUUUUGUAUCUCUGCUCAGCCAUAUAAUAUCCUCUAUGUAUGUCCCACAAAAUAGUUAUUUGGGUAUUACAGUUCCUGGUAUGUCCAUCUUAAAUGGAGACCUGGCCAGACAUAUGCCCUUUCUAAGAAAAAAGUAUUUGCAGUCCUGUUUUUUGUUUGAGCCUUUGUUUUCUUAAUGCACAGCCUUGCCUGUGUUUCACUUAAUAAAGUCCUGUAGCUCCUGUCCUGUACUCUGAUUUUUUACAGAAGGAGGUGAAGAGAAACCUGGUUCAGCUGAUCAAGUAGGUGAUGAGAGUGCUACAGGUUUGGAGGCCAGUGGACUGGAAGAAGAGGAGGAAGAGGAUGAUGAUGUGGUAGACUUGCGUGCAUUCAGUGCCAUUGGUCCCGUCAUGUUUAUUGAGUUGCUGGAACUUCCACCUCAGCCAAAAAUUGUUAAGGGGUGGAUUAUGCAACAGAGUAAGUGCAGUGUUCAAUUUAGGCCAUGUUUUCACAUCAUGAUGCGGAAUAUAAAACUAAAAUUAUCAUGGAGUCAUAGUGAUGCAAAAAAGUUACCUCAUACAUAAGUACUUCCAAAGUAGAAAGCAAUACAAUAAUUAGUAAAUUGAUAAAAAAAAUAGGUGUGCUUAUUAGCCUGAAAUGAGCAUUUCAAACUACUGAGUAGUUUUUGUGUCAGCGGGGCUCCAUGUAAUUCUGAAAAAGACUGGAGCAUACAUUUCGUUGUUCUGCAUACAUUGCUUUGCCGAUCGAUCCACACCAGUUCAUUGGUCAACUUAGUUCUUUCAUUUUUGUUCCAUCAUGAAACAACAGCAAAAGCUAAGUUCAUUUUUUAUGCAAAAGAGAAUGGCAGUUGAGUUGUUUGAGCGUUUUUUGUCAGCUCUUUUUUUUUUCAUAAUUGUCAGUCAUUCUUCCGCCUUACGACUAUAAUUAGGCCAAUUCAUACAGCUCUACUACCUGCAGUUCCAGCCUCCGUGUUGAUGUUAUUUUAUUGUUUUCUAUAAAGGAAUUAAAACUUUGAAAAGCAAAAAAACUAUAAUAUACUGGUGAUCUUUUCGAUGAUGUCAGUUGUUUAAGAUUUCAAUAUCAUAGUUUGACCCAGACCAAGUUUGUAUUUAAUAAUGACCCAGUUUAAGUCAGUGACUUGCAUAUUUAUUACGGUAAGCCUCAUUGCAUGUGAUAAUUGUUUAGAAUAUGACUGUGCAAUAUAUACAGUAUACCACUUCUUAAGCAAGAGUGAGGUCAUUACAGGGAAAUCUCAGACCAAGGCCUUGAUGUGUUGAACGAGCAAUAGCGAGGUCAAUAUACCAGGGCUGAGAUCUGAGAUUUCCCUGUAAUGUCUGAACAGACAAGGUUAAUAAGUUAUUUAUUAUCUGGCCCCUUACCGCUAUUAAUAGAAAACACCGAAAGUAGUUGAGCCUGCGAUCAAUUAAAACCAAUAGCUGGUCAGAGGAUAACUUUAAAAAAACACUUCACCUCAAUGAGUUGUACACUUGAGCCUGGGAUACAGUCAUGUGGCACUGGGCAGUAGAUACCCUUUUUUGACAGCUGUCAAUUGACCAUAACAUGGAUGUCCACUAUCAAGUUAAACACAGAUGGUAAAUGCUUUGGACACCUAGCUAAUAAUGCCUGGUCAUUACAUGAAAAUCUUGCCCGCUCAGCAGCCAAUCAGAAGCAUACAGUGUACUAUUGUAGCCAUAAAAUAAAUAUAAAUGGUAACUAAAUAAAAUGAUAAAUAAAACAUACAGAAUUGAUCUCAUACUCAUAUUCUUCUUACUAGCAAAAGUUUUUAUCAGCUAUUCAUUUUUGCGCUAGCACUUUGUCCCUUAUGGUGACUACAUGUAAGUUAAGGAUAAAACAAAAUUUUUUUCUGACAAAACUUUUGUCCAUUUUUAGUUGUGUCAUCAGAGCUCAAACGUGAGAAUUAUCAAGUUGAAGGACAAACAGCCUCAGAUUCUAACUCGGCUAAUAGUACCCCUGCCCCACCCAACUCAGCUUCUGCAUCUCAGGUCCAAGUAUCCAAUCCACCAGUCAUGGUUACAUGCAAGUGAGUUUUUUAUUACAGUGUACUGGUAAUGUUAAUCUGAUUAAUUUUUCCAUGACUGUAUCACUUUGAAAGCAGCUUCCCUCAAGGUUUGUUUUGCUGACCAGUGAGUUCAGUCAUCUCUUGCCACUGUGGGUUGUACACCUUAGCACACACUAUUUGGCCUGUCCGAAACCUGCACAGUGCCAGAAAUGAUCAGCCGCCAUAAUUUGUGGUACUGUACAGGCUAAAACUAAGGCCGUACUCAAGAGUGAGGGCACAGUUUUUUCCUAUAAGGUUCGACCCAUGGGUAGGCCAACAAAUAGUGACGUUAUUAAGUUUCAGAAUGUGGCUUUAUUUUGCAGCUUUUGACUCACUUUAUAAUACAUCAUAGAUAGUGAUCAGUAGUGUGCAGGCAUAUUGAACACUUAAACUCUGAAGAUGACUACCACACAGGUUGUUGCAACGUCAGUCACUGUCACCAACUGACAAUGACUCCUGGAUUCAAUCCUUUCACAAAAACAAAAGAAUGGCAUGUUUUUUAACAGAUCGUUUUUGUGAUGUCUCUGAGUAAGAAGUACCUAGAUGAAUAAACGAAUGAUGCUACCACUUAGACUAAAUAAAACUAAAACUGCUGUAAAAUACAGAAUGAACAUCUUAAAAUGGUAAGAAGUACAAAGUAAACUAAGUCAACUUGUUUAUUAAUUUGCAACGGUCAAACAUUGCUUUUACAAAUAAUUCAAGCUGUGUAAACAAAGGCUUGUUUUAUUUCAUAAUUCUGUAUACAUGAGAGUUUAGUAAACAUCAAACUUAAGUAACAGUCUACUCGUUUUUGUUUUUUAAGAGUCAAUAGUCAAUUUGGUACUACAUGCCUCAUUGACUAUUGACUCAUAGAAAACUUGAAUGUAUCAUCAUUCUAAUAAUGUUGUUAAAUGUAAAGAAACAAUUUUAUAAUUUUUUUAGGGUGUUGUCGCUAAUAACCAAGUAAUAAUAAUUGUUUUCACGUACCAGGCUGCCUUCAGAUGUGAUGUAUUUUGAACCGCCCCAGCUAGCAUAUUGGGAUUCAACCAAAAACAACUGGAGACUUGAUGCUCUUACAGACUCACAGUACAAUGAAGGUAUAUCGAUUAAACAUUCAUAAAAUAAAAAAUUUACCAACAAAGAGCACCAGCCUGUGUCCACCCUUUGUGGUCAGCAAUGUUCACAUACACUCAUGUGGCCUUGACGAUCUCAAGAAGAAGAAGAAGAUUAAAUUUUAUUUCACUCAGCUCCGUUACAUGUGACACAGAUUGAAAAAAAAAGAGACAAAUAAAUACAGUUACAUAAGUAACGAUUAAAAAUUGUAGUCUCAAGAUAAGGGGCUAAUUGGAAUCAUCCAAAUAGCAAAGGCUAAUCUAGUGGAUGACCCCAAUAAUACAAUAAUUAUUACACACAGAAUAAUAGAAUACAGUUUUUUAUAAAAAGUAUUUCUUCACGCUAAGGUAGAUGAUUAAUUGUUAUUGGAAUGAAAAGCACUUAAGAAUUGUGAGAAUUUCUGAAUGCAGUCUAGCUGGUGGUUAAAAGCUGUUCACCUGCUGUUUGGAGAGCAAUUAUCUGUAUUACUAAACCUGCCUUAGUUUAUAACCCGAAUUUGCUGAGAAACAUGCAAAUAAUAAUCCCCCAAAAAUUAUUAUUGGAUAAAGCUGAGUAUGAUCGGAAGAAUUAUGGAGAACAAGGAGUGUGUUAUCUGCCAAGGCUGAAGGUCUGUUAGGACCAGGUUACCUGCUAUAGGACUGGCUGCCAAUAGUGGAAUCUCCUUGGUCUCAGGCACCCAUCCUCCUUUUAGUGAAGCUGAGUUAUUAAUUAAAAGCAGGAACAUAUGACCCUGAAGCAUCUAAAUUCCUCUUAUUUGUUUAGAACCGCCCUGGGUUUUUUUAGCUGUCCAAUCAGAAGCACGAAAUUUUUCCCCAAAUGUGGAACCAGAGAAUUUAAGGAGGGUCAUAUGCUUCUGUUAAAAGCUAAUUAAUAUUCUAAAGAUAUCCUCAUUUCAAAAAAUCAAUUUGGCUUUAACAUUUAUUGAUAGAAGAACGAGUUGUUGUCUUCAAGAUCUCCAACUUUGGACCUGUGGCCACCUUUCAGGUAAGUUGAUGCGCUAUUUGUAUCAGGGGAUUUUAAGUCUUUCUGUGUAGCGAACAUAAAGAGGUAGCAUUGAGUUAUAGCCCCAACGGUCAUUGGCUGGUUAUUGAACAAGUAGUCUUGACUAUUGUAAGUAUACCUUGUCAACACUGAGGCCCAUCUGUUACUCUUUGCUUAUUCCUUUCCUUUGAAAUAAAGAGGGGAACCUUGUUUAUGGGCUUUCAUUGAGGUCUUUCUUUCUAGCCCGCUUCCAGGCAAUGGACGGGGAAGGGGAAAUUAGAGCGCAUCAGAGCGCGAGGGGCGCACAAGGAGCGUGCCUCAUACAACCUCGCGCGCCCGAAUUCCCCCUUUCCCUUCCCCUUUUAACGCCUGUGACACAGGCUACAUUUGAUCAAGUCGCUUAAAACUACUGAGUUAACUCGUUUUAAAAUACAUUUUGCUUAAUAUUUAUCAGGAUCUGUACUUGAACAUGCCAUUCCAGUCAUGGGAAUUACGUCCUCAUGCAACAAAUAGCUGUCUUUUUACUCUCAUCGCAGCCAUCAUUGAACUAGAAAUUGAAAUUAAGGUAUGAACUACUUAACAAUUAAUGAAUGGGGCUGAGUAUGUUAUAAAGAAUUAUGGAGAUCGAGGAGGGUGUUAUCCGUCGAGGCCGUAGGCUGAGGCGGAUAACACCCUCCGAGAUCUCCAUAAUUCUUCAUAUGAUACGAAAGCUGAAUUCAAUAAUUGUUUUAUCAUUCAUUCAAAAUAAUUCCUAGUUUAAAAACAUAGCUAAAACAAGCUUACCUGCAUCGAUGUUAAGGUUUGUCCAGCCCCGCAAAUAUUCUCCAAAUAGCAGAUGUCGCCCUCCGAGUUGUCUUGUUGCUGUUUUUGCCAUGUUUUUAGCCAUUAUUUCACCUAGUUCCAGCUGUGGUUCUUACUCUUGAAACGAGUGAAGUGUCCGCCAUUUUAGUUUUUACAACGAAAACAACUCAAUCUCGUCCCCAGGUCUUCUCGGUUAACGGUGCAUUAACCUGUUGAAGGCUGCAUUUUUGACGUCAUUUCCUCGUUAAACACAAAAUUCUUCCAAAUUUGGUCAUCAGUAGCUGGUUGUGGUUAAUUAUGCGUGUGCUUUUAGACAAUCAGAAUUUGGGAAAUAUUUUGAAUGAAUAAUAAUUUGACUUAAUUGAUGUACGCUAAAUCUGAAUGCGAAUUUCAAACAAGGACCUUUAACGCUCCUUUUAAUUUUGCUACCUACAGAAUUCUUCAAAGUUGGUAAAAUUAUGAAACAUUACAUUCCUUGACUGUAACCAUUCUAGUCACAGUUGUGUGUAACAGAAAGAGUCCUGAUUUUUGGAGAUGAUUCACAACGUUUUUCAGUACCUCUACUUUAAUGGACAAAUACUGCAUCUCCGUGGUGAAUGAUGCAAAGAAAUGGCAUCAAACAAUGUUACUCAUCGGUAAAUACGAACGGUCAUUUUGGACAUUUCCAAUUACCAUAGGGAUGGUAUCAAGAUAUAGAAACGCCAUUAAUUUCAGCUUUCUGUGUUUAUAACUCAACAACACCUACACAAACCGCAUAUUGUUGGACUGUAAUUACUAGCAAUGACAAUAUCUAACUUUGCGCAAGUGAGUGCACUGACCUUGAAUUUUUGAACAUUAAAGGUGGCUCCAAACCCAUUUAGGACCAGACAAAUUACUAAACUCUCUUUUUCAUAUUCUUAUAGCCUGUGUAGCAACCAUUUCCGCAAAAUGUGGAGACUAGGGAGGGGUAACGGAAAAUCAGAAAGGCCAGAACAUUUUUCGGAUAAGAGGGAAAAAUCCUGGCAACGUUGCAUACUGUAUUAAAGUGUAGUGUUAGAAACUUAGAUAUCCAUGUACACAUUUAUGAAUCGCAAUGUAGGACUCCAUGUGUGCUCUGACGCAGCCGGGUGAUGUCCCUGAGCUAACUGACCUGAGAGGCAAAUGGAUGAAACCACAACAGUUAAUUGAGGUAAAAACUCCUUGUUCUGCUGGAAAAUGAUCCUCUUAUGAACGGUCUUUGAUAUGCAAUGAUAGCUAUGAGAUGUGAUGGUGAAUUUUGAGCCUCUGUUUUUCAGUCAGUGAUAUGGGCGGCUCGGAAGAAAUAUUCCAAAUACUCCCAAUAGGGAGUCGACCCUAUGACCCUUUGGUUACUUGUCCAGAUGCUCUACCACUAAGCUACCGGGGACCCGAGGGAGCUAAGGCUACUAAACUAGGUUCAUGUGACAAACGUCCUGCAUACUGCUAGGACUAGAAUGAGAAUGUCGACAUGUGCUUAUGCGCAACGAUAGAUUUGAUGGUCAAUUUUUAUUUGUUUGUUUAUUUUUUAUUUCUUUUAGACUUUUGAUUCUUUGUUAUUGCUUGAUCACUGGUGUGUGACUAAGUUAGUUUAAACAUUUGUCAACUCUUUCUAGGCUAUGCAAAAGGCUGGUGUGAACGUGUUUCCUGCGGUGGAUGCUGAAAAAUAUGUCAGCAUAAACUCCAAGGUGCAUUUAUGUCUUAAUUAUUAGAGCUUGACUAGCACACAUAAUGAUUGCGAGUGCUUUUCGCAAAUCACUUGCUAUUUUGUUGACUCUAAUGUGCAGUUUUUCUCGCUAUCAGGAGGAAUGGUUAGAAGGCAGUAUUUAUAAAGAAAUGGCAUUAACAGCAUCAGCAUUUGCAUAUACAUGGAGUAAGUGGAAUGCUGACUGUGGCAAGGACAAAAUUAUCUUACAAGCUAUUGAGCAAUUACAGGAUGAACAACCUCUGGAGGUAAAUAAUCUCAUGCCCAGAUCAUGGGAUACAACCCUAAAAAUACCAAAGAUUGAAAGAUCAUUGAAUGGUUGCCUUCGAGCAAGUCCUCUAUUUCGAGUGGCGAGCCACGCAAGAACGCGUCUGCUCUCGCGUGCCACUCGCGCGUGGCUUCUCACGAUGGAUUGUUCAGUUGCUUUUUAGUGUCCUUAUGUAUUCUUUGUCGCUUUUGUUAAACAAAAACUGAAUUAAACUUAAGCGUAAUUGGCUUUUUUUUCAUCGUGAAGGAGGAUUGGUCGUUGUACAAUAUUGGUACACAUAGCUCUUGGAAGCUACGAAUGAAAGAAGAGGACAGUGAACUUUCUGAGGAUGUGGCUGAAAAUACACAGGUAAUAAAAUGUAUCGUAUACUUUGUCACUAUAUAUUUAGUUAGAAUUUUGUCCCUGUUGCAUGAUUAAACGUCUGGAAAUGAAAAAAAUGAUGAUAGUAGUAUUUUGGGUCGGCCAGGAUUUUUGGAUAUAUUGUAUAUAAGGGAAAUCUUAAACUGGGUAUCAGUAUUUUUCAGCUCAGUUUAGAACUAUUUUCAGGUAUAAGGCACAUCACGCUUCUUUGACUUUUGUAUGGGUAUAUUGAAAAAUAUGUUGGGGAAUGUUGAAUAUUUUUGAGGGGUAUACUGCUAUACCAGAUAUACCAAUACCACUCCUGGCUGACCCAUUGAAAGAAUGCCACAAAGAUAGGGCAAGACAAAUUUCAUUCCUUAGUCGGAAUCAAACCUCACCGUAGCUGAGUGGUGGUCUGUGUAACUGACUGUCAUGAAUAUCCGUACUGUGAUAGUUUACUAUUUCAGUGUUUUUUGUUGUUGUUGUUUUUUUGCAUCCCAUUGACGUCUUUUCUUUAAAGUCAGUGCAAACGGACCGAUGAUGACUUCUGCCGAGUUGUCGAUACUUCAGGCACUGUCAUAUCCUAAACAAAUAGUUAUCCUCAUUCCUGUAAAGGGAUUCCCCUCUUCACUAUUCGGUCUACUUAAAAUGAUGACUCCUGGGUUCAAACCAUUUACUUAUCGAAUUGUUUCUUGGCUUUUUCUAGCUUCACUCCGAUCUCUAUCAUAUGGUGUUGGAUGGAGCUUCAGAGGAAGCAGAGCAAAGAGUUAAAGACUCGCACUUCUUAUUUAUUGACUGUGUGUAUCGGUUGUUAAAUGCAACAAAAGUAAUUACAUACUCAUAACUAAAAUGGGUUUGUCGUGUAAAUAGCUCUCCGCUUAACGUAUCACCUUCUCUGAAUCAGAGGUCGUUGUACAGUUUCAAGUUCAGUAUGGUAUGUUAGGUCUAUAAGGAAGAUGGAAGCCGUGUAGUAAUAAUCACUUUUAUCAGUUGGAAUACAAAAUAUGUUUGCAUUGUCGAGAAUUCUUUUCAACGCCAUUGUACCUUUUACUGUAUUUAGUCCAUGGUAUAGAUCUUAAGAUAGUUUGCCUCUCGUGUUUGUAAAAAGGGUGUUUUUUUAAUUACUGAAGCUGCUGAAGCAAUCAUAAUUUGUAAGUAUUUAGUGACUGACUGCUUCUCGACAGCAAUAAAAGAUUUUUAAAAAUUGUCCAAUGAACGUCAUGCUUUGUAGACAGAACGUUCGGUAUUUGGGGUUUGAUACUAGAGGC
Porites evermanni is the source of this 19242-nucleotide messenger RNA. NCBI's taxonomy places the organism in Eukaryota, Metazoa, Cnidaria, Anthozoa, Scleractinia, Poritidae. The record is from the annotation of a GenBank genome assembly.